Messenger RNA from Prorocentrum cordatum, 486 nucleotides. Lineage: Eukaryota; Dinophyceae; Prorocentrales; Prorocentraceae. The record is from the annotation of a GenBank genome assembly.
UCAGCUACAACGCCGGGAUCAGCGCGUGCGAGAAGGGCAGGCUGUGGGAGCGGGCUUUGGCGAUGCUCGGUGAGAUUUGCCAGGCGAAGCUGGAGCCCGACUCUCUCCUACAGCUCUGGGAUCAGCGCGUGCGAGACGGGCGAGCAGUGGCAGCGGGCCCUGGCGCUGCUGAGCGAGAUGUGUGAGGCGAAGCUGGAGCCCGAUGUUAUUUACCCUUUACAGCGCUGGGAUCAGCGCGUGCGAGAAGGGCGGGCAUUGGCAGCCGGCGCUCGCGCUGCUCAGCGAGAUGUGGGAGGCGAAGCUGAAGCCCAACUCAGCUACAGCGCUGGGGUCAGCGCGUGCGAGAAGGGCGAGCAGUGGCAGCCGGCGCUUGCGCUGCUGAGCGAGAUGUGGGAGGCGAAGCUGAAGCCCAACGUCUCAGCUACAACGCUGGGAUCAGCGCGUGCGAGAAGGGCGAGCAGUGGCCGCGCGCUCUGGCGUUGCUGA